Molecule: messenger RNA, 2921 nt
Organism: Hypomesus transpacificus
Lineage: Eukaryota; Metazoa; Chordata; Actinopteri; Osmeriformes; Osmeridae
Product: ribosomal protein S6 kinase beta-2-like
Exons: 16
Coding region: 215-1624 (469 amino acids)
Biological process (GO): protein phosphorylation; signal transduction
Molecular function (GO): protein serine/threonine kinase activity; ATP binding
Source: RefSeq, a predicted model, not a curated record
AGGCUAAAGGUUUCGGUCUCGCAUGCUUAGCGAGAUUAGAGAUAAACAAGUCAACCUCAAGACGGCACCGAUUCUAGUUUAGACUGGACAACAGGACACCGCUGAAAUUGUUGACAGCAAGGUGAUUCUAAAUCAGUUCUAACUUUAAAUCGUACUCUGAAGGUUGGAUCACACCGAGGGAUUUCCAUACGUCAUUUCGGGUUACGAAUAAAGGAUGGCCGGGGUCUUCGAUAUUGAUAUUGAAUCUGAGGACCUGAGCGAUGCAGAGGAUGAGGUGUGUGACUUCACUGUGACUGAAACGGACCAAAGUCGUACAGAGGAGGUGGAGCUGAUCAGUGUAAACAGAGACAACGAGAGAGUCGGGCCUGACUGCUUUGAGCUGCUCACUGUACUGGGAAAGGGAGGCUAUGGCAAGGUCUUCCAGGUGAGGAAAGUUCAGGGUCCUCAAACUGGGAAAAUAUUUGCCAUGAAGGUCCUGAAAAAGGCUAAGAUAGUCUGUAACGCCAAAGACACAGCCCACACACGUGCUGAGCGAGAGAUCCUGGAGACCGUGCGGCACCCCUUCAUAGUGGACUUACUGUACGCCUUCCAGACCGGGGGCAAGCUCUACCUCAUACUGGAGUGUCUGAUCGGUGGGGAAUUGUUCAUGCAGCUGGAGAAGGAGGGCAUCUUCAUGGAGGACACAGCCUGUUUCUACCUGGGCGAGAUUACCCUGGCUCUGGGACACCUGCACUCGAAUGGCAUCAUCUACCGAGACUUAAAACCUGAGAACAUCAUGCUCAACCACGAAGGACAUAUUAAGUUGACAGACUUUGGUCUGUGUAAGGAGUCCAUCCACGACGGCGCUGUCACUCACACCUUUUGUGGCACCAUAGAGUACAUGGCUCCAGAGAUCCUGACUCGUUCAGGUCACAACCGAGCGGUGGACUGGUGGAGUCUGGGAGCUCUGAUGUACGACAUGAUGACCGGCUCGCCUCCAUUCACAGCAGAGAACAGGAAGAGGACCAUAGAUAAAAUUCUCAAGUGUAAAAUCAACCUGCCUCCCUAUCUCACAUUGGAUGCGAGAGACAUGAUCAAGAAGCUGCUCAAGAAGGGCCCAGGCCAGAGACUAGGCUCAAGCAAAGCUGACUGUGCAGACAUACAGAAACAUCCCUUCUUCAGACACAUCAACUGGGAUGACCUGCUCAACAAGAGAGUAGAGCCACCAUACAAGCCAUCACUGCAGUCAGAUGAAGACGUCAGUCAGUUCGACACCCGUUUCACCCGCCAGACCCCGGUUGACAGCCCAGAUGACACGUCCCUCAGCCACAGUCACGACCACGCCUUUGCUGGUUUUACCUACGUGGCUCCCUCUGUGCUGGAGAGUCUGAAGGAGGGCUUCUCCUUCGAACCCCGGACCCGCCCUGUACGCAGACACAACAGCAGCCCACGCACGCCCAUCAGUCCUCUUAAGUUCUCUCUGGCUGAACCCUUCAAGUCUGCAGGAGAAGGAGAGGCAGAGCUUCUGUCAGCCACCUCCAAACCGGCUCCUUCCCUUAACACUUCCCAGCCCACCGACAACGGUGUCACCCAACCAAUCAGAACGCCCGGACGGAACAAGAAGCAGAAAGGAAAUGGGAGAUAAGCAGGAGGAGAUGAGGUGAGAAUGUUUCCCCUCUCAGAGGGUGAAAGGCUUACCCUGUGGGGAGCAGCUCUAGAACCCUGGGGCUGCUUAGAAUGGUGCAAACCUUCUAGAACGCUCCACAAGGUGGAUCUCCCCUGUGCGGAACACGGACGUCAUGGCAACAUGUGUGUUCUAGUCCUCAUGGUUCCAUCUUCCUGCUCUGUGAAUGUCAGCAUUUCACCUCCUCCGAACACACUUCUGUUCAUGGCUGUGUACCAAUAUUACGAACUUGCAUCCUGUCUGUGCCCUUAUUCUUAACUAUCCUCAGUCAGAAGGGCAUAUGGGCACUUUCCCUUAAGGUUAGGAUUGAGGGGAGGAGGUUGCAAGUCAUUGGUUUUGGGACCCAGCCAAUCGUAGUUUUUUUCACGUUUCUCUCAAUGGGAAACUACUGCCAAAGUUUUUGACAUGCUUUAUCAGUGUCAGACUACCACCUAUCAUAGGAUAGCUGUGAUAACUGCUGGAAUUCUGAAAUAUCAAUACAUUUAUUCAUUCAAAUGUUCAUAGAAAAAGAGAAAAGAUAAUCAUGUACAAAAGAGAGAAAAAUGUGUAUUUUCGUUACCAAAACAAAUGCAUUUAUACAUUAGCUUGUGGAGCUGCUGUAAGCCAAUCAAAUCAGAUCUGUACCUCAGGCACCAGACACCAGGUUCUAGAACAGGUGUCCAUGACAACAUUUAUGAAAUAGAAUGCUCCUAUGAGACAAUUAGAUUGUUCCUCACUUUAGGUAGUAAUUCUGUUCGCUGGGUUCUUCAACCAAAAACAUCCACCAUAAAUGUAUUUGACAUACUUAAGUUGAGUCCAGACCAGGAUUUGAACUAUAUCUCUGGACAGUUAUUGUCCUCAUGCCCUCACUGUUCUCAAGGGAGACUGCAUGUCUAUGAACCUCUGUGUUUAUCUCUAUGGCUGCUUAUGUACCAUACACCAACCUGUCUUACUGCUGUGUGAACCGAACCUUGAACAGACCUCUUCCCCUCAGAUUACACAUGGUUCACAACGAGAUCUUCCUAAUCUAUGAUUAUUUCCAGUGUAAACUGGAACCGGAUCCAUAUACCAAGGAAGUUAUAAUGGGAUAGAGGGGGAGUGAUAUUACUAAUGUAUAUUAUUUAAUUUAAAUAAUAUUAUUUACUGGACUGUUAUGUUGUUGAUCAAAGUAGGAUGUUUGAAGAUAUUAUUUUCUUUUUGGAUUGUUGGGAGGUUUGGAGGAGGAGAUGAUGGCGUUGUAGAAUUCGAAUGAAUAAAACCAAACAUGAGGUUUACCAAA